UUGGAGAGAACCCUGGCUUGUGGUUCCUUUCAUUGGUUCUCACUAUGGCAAGGUAAAAAUAGAGCAAGUGGAAAAUCCAGCUUUUAUCAUGUGUCAUCAGAAGCUUCCUUACUAUCUGGAGACAUACUACUGGACUUGUGACUAGAAGGAAGACAUGAAAAGUGUAUGACAGCUUUUUGGAACCCUAAUAUUUUGAAGAAAAAAAAAUAAUAAAGUAGUUGAUUACAGGAUUUGAGGAGGAAAAAAAAAAAAUGUUUGCUUUAAGUGAAAAACUGAUACUGGAUUGUAGUAAAGGGAUCUACAAAAUUGCUCAGAUUCUUAAGAGUGGAUUUGGUUCUCCAAACCUCUGCGCUGUGCUACAGCAUGCUUCAAAGCAGAAGAUACUUUUGAAAUCAGCUUUUUCACUUCCGGAUCUUACGGAGCAGUUUUCACCUCCUGAUGUUGCUCCACCAAUCCUCAUCAAGAUAAUAGAGACAAUUGAAAACAAAGGUCUGGAGUGCUCAACUUUGUAUGUAACACAAAGCUCAAGCAGCUCAGCAGAAUUAAGACAAAUUCUUGAGUGUGGUAAGUACAGCUUUCUUCCCUGAAGAGCUAGGUGGAUU
Meleagris gallopavo (turkey) is the source of this 602-nucleotide messenger RNA. Lineage: Eukaryota; Metazoa; Chordata; Aves; Galliformes; Phasianidae. The record is from RefSeq and is a predicted model, not a curated record.